AUUGCAUAAACCAUGGGGGGCAAAAUGGGGAGAAAGAGAAGGAUUAGAGGCUUCUUGGCUGUAUAAAACCUCGACUAGGGUUUUGAACAGAGGUCGCCGCAGGAGGGCUUACCCCAUUUGUUCUGAGGGUGACGGAGCAGGAUGUCUCACAGGAAGUUUGAGCACCCUAGGCAUGGUUCCCUUGGGUUUCUCCCGAGGAAGCGGGCUUCUCGUCAUAGAGGAAAAGUGAAGGCUUUCCCCAAAGAUGACCCAAACAAGCCUUGCAAGCUUACUGCUUUCUUGGGUUAUAAGGCUGGGAUGACGCACAUUGUCAGAGAGGUUGAAAAACCUGGGUCAAAGCUUCACAAAAAGGAGACAUGUGAGGCUGUGACAGUUAUUGAAACACCUCCAAUGAUUGUUGUUGGGGUAGUUGCUUAUGUCAAGACUCCCCGUGGCCUUCGCUCUCUGAAUACUGUUUGGGCUCAGCAUUUGAGUGAGGAAGUGAAAAGGAGAUUUUACAAGAACUGGUGCAAGUCCAAGAAGAAGGCCUUUACAAAGUAUUCGAAGAAGUAUGAAACUGAUGAAGGAAAGAAAGAUAUUCAGGCACAGCUUGAGAAAAUGAAGAAAUAUGGGUCUGUAAUCCGUGUUUUGGCUCACACCCAGAUAAGGAAGAUGAAAGGGUUGAAACAGAAGAAAGCACAUCUGAUGGAGAUCCAGGUGAAUGGUGGAACAAUUGCACAGAAGGUGGACUAUGCAUAUGGUUUCUUUGAGAAGCAGAUUCCUGUGGAUGCUGUUUUCCAGAAAGAUGAGAUGAUUGACAUAAUUGGUGUGACUAAAGGUAAGGGUUAUGAAGGUGUUGUCACACGUUGGGGUGUCACCCGCCUGCCUCGUAAGACCCACAGGGGAUUGCGUAAAGUGGCUUGUAUUGGUGCAUGGCACCCUGCCAGGGUCUCCUUCACUGUUGCAAGGGCUGGUCAGAACGGUUACCACCACCGUACUGAAAUGAACAAGAAAAUCUACAAGCUUGGAAAGACUGGGGAUGAGGGUCACAAUGCGAUGACUGAGUAUGACAGGACUGAGAAGGAUAUAACACCCAUGGGUGGCUUCCCUCACUAUGGUAUUGUGAAGGAUGAUUACCUCUUGAUCAAGGGUUGCUGUGUUGGGCCCAAGAAGAGGGUUGUCACACUCCGCCAGUCCCUUUUGAAGCAGACAUCUCGUUUGGCCCUCGAGGAGAUCAAACUCAAGUUCAUUGAUACAUCCUCGAAGUUUGGACAUGGUCGCUUCCAAACCACACAGGAGAAGCAGAAAUUUUUCGGGAGGCUGAAGGCCUAGGUAUGAGAGAUUUGAUUGGAAAUUUUGGCUACUCCAGUUAAUGUGCCAAAGGGAAAGUUUUCUCAUUUUUGUUUUGGACAGUGCUUUACAUUUUUGAGCCAAGUUAAUGUGUUUGAAAGUAUUGAGAAAACCUGGUGUUAUAGUUUUGUUUUCUUGGAUAAGAAUUUAGGACAGCUCAGUUUGGCUAUAUCUAGUUAAUCUAUGUUAAUCAUUGCACAAUGGUUGAAGGUUUUCAUUUAAA
Molecule: messenger RNA, 1552 nt
Organism: Macadamia integrifolia
Lineage: Eukaryota; Viridiplantae; Streptophyta; Magnoliopsida; Proteales; Proteaceae
Product: 60S ribosomal protein L3-like
Exons: 6
Coding region: 142-1311 (389 amino acids)
Biological process (GO): ribosomal large subunit assembly; translation
Cellular component (GO): cytosolic large ribosomal subunit; ribosome
Molecular function (GO): RNA binding; structural constituent of ribosome
Source: RefSeq, a predicted model, not a curated record